AUGAGGCAGAUGAAGGAGAGCUGGUGGUCUCGAACAUCUCAAGACCUCCAAGCAGCCGCUGGCCGCAAAGAGAUGAAAAGCUUCUUUAGUGGCCUAAAAGCUGUCUGCGGUCCAUGCAAAGCAAGCGGGAUGACACCUAUCCGCUCAAAGGAUAACACCACCUUGCUCACUGAUAAAGCUGCUAUUCUCGAGCGUUGGGCAUCUCACUUCAACUCAGUUCUCUGUCACCAAUCAAACAUAGACAGCACUGCAAUAGGUGCACUUCCACAAAUCCCAAUUCAGGAGGAACUGUCAGAUGCUCCAAGGUCAAAUGGAAUAGACAAAGCUGUCUGGCAAAUGUCUUGUGGUAAGGCUCCAGGAGCAGAGGGCAUCACAGCUGAGAUUUUCAAACAGGGAGGCCACCAUCUCACUCAACACCUGGAAUAUCUCUUUGGUGCCAUCUGGGAACAAGAGACGGUGCCACAAGACUUUAGGGAUGCAACAUUUGUACACCUCUACAAGAGGAAAGGAGACUGUGCAUGCUGCGACAACCACCGAGGCAUUUCCUUGCUGUCGGUAGCUGAAAAAAUCCAGGCCCGUGUGCUACUGAAUCGACUGAACCAUCACGUCACUCAACAGCACAUUCUUCCUGAAAGUCAAUGUGGCUUCCGGGCAGGAAGUGGCACAGUGGACAUGAUAUUCUCGGUACGUCAACUUCAGGAAAAGUGCAGGGAACAAAACCGAGACCUCUACCUUGUCUCUGCGGACCUAAUUAAGGCCUUUGAUUCCAUCAACUGUGAGGGCCUCUGGAAAAUUCUUGGUAAGGUUGGCUGCACAACAAAAUUCUUCAACAUAAUCUGCUCUUUUCAUGAAGGAAUGAUGACCCACGUUCUCGACGGAGGAGAGGGAUUGUCCCCCUUUGCUGUCACCAAUGGUACAGAGCAGGGCUGUGUACUGGCACCAGUCCUGUUUGGGAUUGUCUUUGCUGCCAUGCUACAUGUGGCAUUUGCUGGCUGUGACCGUGGUGUCACCAUCGUAUCCCGAUGUGAUGGUGGCAUUUUCAACCUUCGGCGACUCCAAGCACGGACGAAGGUCACAGAAUCCACCCUAAGCAACUUCCUGUUCGCUGACGACUGUGCCCUUGCUGCCCAUAGCCUUGAAGACAUCCAGCACAUAACAGAUCGUGUUGCUGUGGCAUCUCAACGCUUUGGGCUUACCAUCAGCUUGAAGAAAACCGAGGUCUUGCUUCAGCCGAAGCCAGGCGCACUUUAUGUGCAGCCGUCUGUCACAGUAGAUGGCAGCCCCCUAAAAGCAGUAGACAGCUUCUGCUAUCUUGGUAGUGUUGUCUUCCAAAAUGCCAUGAUUAAUGAUGAAGUCAAUGCCCGCAUUGCUAAAGCUAGUGCAGCUUUUGGAAAUAUGCAAGGGAGGCUUUGGAGUGAUCAUGGUGUGCGGCUAUCUACCGAAAUAGCAGUCGACCGUGCAGUUGUGUUAACCACCUUGCUGUAUGGGUGUGAAAGCUGGACUCCCUACCGCCGCCAUAUCAACCAACUAGACCAGUUCCACAUGCACUAUCUUCGGAGAAUUGCCAAUAUCAAGUGGCAAGACAAAGUCCCCAACACUGACGUCCUCAAACGAUGUAACACCACUGGAAUUGAGGCUCUGAUCAUGACUGCACGCUUCCGCUGGUUGGUCAUCUUCAGAGGAUGGACAAUUCCAGAAUCCCAAAAGCUCUCUUCCAUGGCCAACUGA
Molecule: messenger RNA, 1728 nt
Organism: Patiria miniata (bat star)
Lineage: Eukaryota; Metazoa; Echinodermata; Asteroidea; Valvatida; Asterinidae
Exons: 1
Coding region: 1-1728 (575 amino acids)
Source: RefSeq, a predicted model, not a curated record